This is a messenger RNA of Striga asiatica, 2368 nucleotides long. The record is from the annotation of a GenBank genome assembly. Lineage: Eukaryota; Viridiplantae; Streptophyta; Magnoliopsida; Lamiales; Orobanchaceae.
AUGAUUAGUUUAUCAACCACCGGAGUAUAUGUUCGGAAUAUUCAGGGUUUGCCCCGAAUUGUGGACGUUGAGGCUCGAGAGAUCCGUACUCUGGGUUAUCGAUCUGAAGAUGUCUUUUUGUUUCUGAAGAUUGAAGAAGUAUUUCUGGGGGCUCCGUCGAAGCUAGGGUUUCUGGAGCUCGCGUUUAACGAGCGUCUGUGUGGUGAACUUUCUGCUACUCUCAAGAUUUGGUGGUUAGUUUAUUUCAAUUUUGGGAUGAAUCGGAGUUUUAGAGCACCGGAAAGGGGGCAAAUGGGGAGCCUGAGAUUGAAGGAUAAUAGAGACGAAGAUUUGGCAUUGUUUCGGGAAAUGCGGAAGCGUGAGAAGGAGAGGAACAAUCUUCUUCUUCUUCAGAAUUCGGACGAGUUUGAUGCUCCACUUGGACACGGCGCUUCCCCAAUAUUCAAUAUACCUUCGGCUACGCCUGCUCCUGGCCGAAAGACUGGUGCUGAUGAUUUUCUCAAUUCUGAUAAUGAUAAAAAUGACUAUGACUGGCUUUUGACACCUCCUGGAACUCCUCUGUUUCCUUCACUGGAGAUGGAACAACAUAAAACUGUAAUGAGCCAGCUUGGAACUCCAAAAGCUCGACCUACAGCUCUGAAGUCAAGACUAGCCAAUCCCCCGCCCGACCCCAUCUCCAGGAACAACCUAUCUUCCAGACAAACAUCAUCUUCAUCAUCCUCUCUGCUAAACACUUCAAGCGGAAGUCUCCGCCGCCCAUCUUCCUCCGGCGGGUCCGGGUCAAGACCCUCGACUCCAACGGGCCGCCCAACCCUUACCUCAACAUCCCGACCCACCCUGACCAAGCCCGCCACCUCCUCAAUCUCAUCCCGAUCCACGUCAUCAAAACCCUCUCGAUCCUCCACCCCCACCACCUCACGCCCCACUCUCUCCUCAUCAAGACCCGCACCCCCCACCGCCGCCAGAUCCUCCACCCCAACCUCCCGAUCCACCGCCCGCUCCUCAACCCCGACUAGAGUCCCGGGCCCCACCAUGCCCUCGUCGAGAUCCACAUCUCGGGCCUCGACCCCGACUCGCCGUCCGGUAAUCAACACAGCCGUGAAAUCCCCGACAGCCUCCUCGGUUUCGAGACCUGCCUCGACGAAUCCUCAGAGGAACACGUCUCGUCCCAGCUCACCGACCGUUCGACCGAAAAUGUGGAAGCCCUCAGAAAUGCCCGGGUUCUCGCUCGACGCCCCGCCUAACCUCAGGACAUCGAUAUCCGACAGGCAGCCGUCGGUCACGCGGGGUCGACCCGGGGCGCCGGGCCCGCGGUCUUCUUCGGUGGAACCCGGUUCGAACGGGCGGGUCAGGCGGCAGUCGUGUUCUCCGGCGAGGGGACGGCCGCCUAACGGGGUCUCACACAGCAGUGGUAGCUCGGUUCCCGUGCCAGCUGUGAACCGGCUGCAUGCGAAGGCGAAUGAUAACGUGAGCCCGGUUCUUGUCGGGACUAAGAUGGUGGAGAGGGUUAUUAAUAUGAGGAAGCUCGCGCCUCCCAGGAUGGAUGACAAGAAUUCGCCGCGCAGCAAUUUGUCCGGAAAGUCUUCGUCUCCCGACAGCUCGGGGUUCGGAAGGACGCUUUCGAAGAAAUCUUUGGAUAUGGCGAUAAGGCACAUGGAUAUAAGGCGAACUAUUCCUGGAAAUCUAAGGCCUCUGAUGACCAACAUACCUGCAUCGUCAAUGUAUAGUGUUCGAUCGGGACCACCCAGAAGGAAAGUUAGCGCAUUGGAUUCACCAGUUGCAACGAGUAGCAACGCUAGCUCUGAAGUGAGUGUUAAUAACAAUGCCCUCUGCAUGGAUGGGCAUGAGGUCGAUGAUGAUGUCAGCAGCGAUAAGGGUAUUCGGUCACCGGCAAGUUUACGCGGGAGGUGAUUUUUGUUUAAUUUGAUGCCUUCUCUUUAUGCAUUUGGCAGCAUUCUUGCGGGUCAGCUGAGAAUUGCUGACUUUUUUAUUGGGAGGAGAAAAGAGGGAAAAGAAUGAAAAAUGGUUUGAGGAGAUGUGUUUUCUAUAAUGUUUAAUGUAAAUUUCUAUGCAUGGUUAGUAGUUGUACGAGCCAUUUACUGCUUUGUAUUAUGGGUAGAGACCGGGUCAUAUGGAUCAUCGUCUUAUGAGUUUGGUUUGUUUUGGUAAUGGAAUGUUGUCACCCGAUAUUGUGGAAUUCUGAUCGAUACUUCCUAAUUUCUAAGCUGAUUCGUGAAUCGAACUUGUCCAGAAUCUGGAUUAGCUGUAUUUAGUGGUUUUUCUGUUUGUUAUCAGUUACUUGCUUGGUUCGUAAAUUUAGGGACAUUCAUUGUGUUAGUUGAUUAUCCAAGCACCUAUUACAAUCAUG